Messenger RNA from Parastagonospora nodorum SN15, 1767 nucleotides. RefSeq lists its product as hypothetical. The record is from RefSeq and is a predicted model, not a curated record. Lineage: Eukaryota; Fungi; Ascomycota; Dothideomycetes; Pleosporales; Phaeosphaeriaceae. Bases 1 to 1767 code for a protein of 588 amino acids. The transcript has a single exon. Gene Ontology annotation, molecular function: iron ion binding; heme binding; oxidoreductase activity, acting on paired donors, with incorporation or reduction of molecular oxygen.
AUGUCUUUUGUCCUCCUAUUCGUUACUCUUUGUUCGCUUGUUGUCCUCCGGGAAGCACUCAGAUGGCUCAGAAUGCUUGCAAAUGCUCGCUCAAUCGGCUUGCCCGUUGUGUUUGUUCCCAUUGACCAAACCAAUUUCCUCUGGAUACUUUUCGCUUCUCGCAACCGAUUCCGCUUACAGCGUCUUCUCCCAUCAUGGCUUUGGAAGCACAUAUCCAUAACGAUCCCGGGCUGGGAACUUUUUGAACCAUCAAAUCCCCAUCAAAGAACCCUUGCAUAUCGCGCAGAUGCACGGGAUGCAUCCUUCACACUGGUAGGAUUGCGUUCGUACGAAUUUUGGACCGCCGAUCCCCAAAUAUCCCACGAGAUACUGCGCCGGGUCCACGAUUUCGAGCAGCCACGUGAAUUGGAAUUUCUCCUGGCUAAAUUCGGCCCCAACGUCUUGACUUCCAACGGCGUCCAAUGGGCUCGACACCGCAAGAUCGUUGCAAAGGUCAUCAAUGAGCGCAUAUCGAAAGCGGUGUUCGAAAAAUCUAUAUACUAUUCUCAGACACUCCUGCACGACUUACUUCCAGUCUCGCCCAACAAAAAGAGCUCGAUCGAAACUACGAUGCUGUUUGACAGGCUCACUCAGGUCAGCUUCAGCAUCCUCAUCGGCGUUGGUAUUGGUGACAAGUUUCCUUGGUAUGAUGAGGAAAAACAUGAACCUCAGUUUCCUUAUCAGAUGGCUUACAAAGAUGCGCUUCUCACCUAUGUGAACAAUGCGUUCGGGCUUGCUAUACUUCCGCCACUUCUUCUCAAUUACUGGCCAUCAUGGGCGCCAGGACAUAAGAAGAUGAGGAAAGUAGGACGUUCCAUGACGGAAUUCCGCAUGCGCAAUCAGGCCUUGAUCGACCAAGAGCAGAGUCGCAUAGCCACGGGGCAAUCCAGCGCUUCUUCCAACCCGGACUUCAUAGCACUCUUGGUUCAAGCAUCUCAAAAUGGAAAUGAGCCCCAACAGACACUGUCCGGGGAUGAAAUGAUCAGCAAUUUGUUCGCCUUUACCGCUGGUGGAUUCAAAACUAUCGCAGGGGCCUUGGACUUUGCUGUAGUCCUUUUAGCAAGGUUUUCAUUAUGGCAAGAUUGGCUAAUCGAAGAAGUCGAUAACCUGAUACCUGCUCACGGAGAUGGAAUGGGUACCCUAGAUUAUACGACUAUCUAUCCGGAGGCUGUCCGCACACUAGCGUUCGUCAUGGAAACGGAGAGAUUGUAUGGCUCCGCCUCGCGCUUAUUCAGGGUAGCAUCAGGUCCCCAAAUUGUUCAAACAUCAUCGGAGACUACAGUACGACUUCCAGCCAAGACCAGGGUCCAUGUAAAUGUGGUGGCUCUCCACCACUUGCCGUCAUGGAAAGAUAUCAAUCAUCAAUCAGAUCCAGAUCGGUUCAAACCCAGUACUUGUAUUCCAGACGAGGAUUUAUUUCGCCCGUCGAGAUGGAUCAAUCCGCCUGGAUCGGCGACCAUUCAUUUUCACCCACCCAAAGGCACAUUCGUGCCAUGGUCACAGGGGCCUCGAAUAUGUCCAGGACAGAAAAUGGCACAAGUGGAGAUCACAACCUUGAUUCUAUGCCUACUGAGGAGACACAGAAUUCAACCAACAAGGUUAGAAGGAGAGGCUCACCAAGAUGCGGAGAGAAGACUAGAUGCAAAAUUGCGGAAUGUACAAUGGGCUGGAAUUGUGUCCUUGGAGAAAGAUCCAGAUCUGAGUUUCAAGGUGUCUCAGCGCCGAUAG